UCUCCCACCACGUCUGCGGAGUGGUCGACGGCUCCCUCCCCCAGGGGCGGGAGUGAGGAGCUGGGGGACGGACUCGACAAACCCCUGGAAAAUGAUGCGGAGGGCGUAUGGAGCCCCGACAUCGAGCAGAGCUUCCAGGAGGCGCUGGCCAUCUACCCUCCCUGUGGCCGCCGGAAGAUCAUCCUCUCUGAUGAGGGCAAGAUGUACGGACGGAAUGAGCUGAUUGCACGCUAUAUCAAACUUCGUACGGGGAAGACGAGGACCAGGAAGCAGGUGUCCAGUCACAUCCAAGUCCUGGCCCGACGGAAGGCCAGAGAGAUCCAGGUGAAGCUGAAGGACCAGGCCGCCAAAGACAAGGCCCUGCAGAGUAUGGCCACUAUGUCCUCAGCCCAGAUCCUCUCACCCACGGCCUUCCAGAACAAGAUGGCUCUCCAGGGCCUGGCAAGGCCACCGUAUCCGACUACCGGUGGGUUUUGGCACGGGGCACUUCCAGGGCAGCCGGGGGGCCAUGAAGACAUUAAGCCCUUCUCCCAGCAGAGUUACGCCAUGCAAGCGUCCGGCCCGGCCCCCAUAACAGGUUAUGAAAGCACAGCCGGGCUCUCCAUGUCUCCCAGUGCCCCUCCUUGGCAGGGUAGAUGUAUUGCCAGCUCUAAGCUGCGGAUGCUGGAGUUCUCUGCCUUCCUGGAACAACCUCAGGACCCAGAGACUUUCAACAAGCACCUGUUUGUGCACAUCGGCCAGUCCAACCCGAGCUACAGCGACUCUUAUCUGGAGUCAGUGGACAUCAGGCAGAUCUUCGACAAGUUUCCCGAGAAGAAAGGAGGCCUGAAGGACCUGUUUGACAAAGGGCCACACAACGCUUUCUUUCUCGUCAAGUUCUGGGCGGAUCUUAGUAUAAACCUGCAGGAUGACAGCAGCUUCUUCUAUGGCGUGUCCAGCCAGUACGAGAGCUCUGAGAACAUGGUUAUCACCUCAUCCACCAAAGUCUGCUCCUUUGGCAAGCAGGUGGUAGAGAAAGUGGAGACGGAGUACGCACGCUUUGAGAAUGGACGCUACGUGUUUCGGAUCCACCGUUCCCCGUUGUGUGAAUACAUGAUCAACUUCAUUCACAAGCUUAAACACCUGCCAGAGAAGUACAUGAUGAACAGUGUACUGGAGAACUUCACUAUCCUACAGGUGGUGACCAACAGAGACACACUGGAGACCCUGCUGUGCGUAGCCUACGUCUUUGAGGUGUCCACAAGUGAGCACGGCGCACAGCAUCACAUUUACAGGCUAGUGAAAGACUGACACAGUCGCACACAGUCGGACCUUACCUGCGACAGACCCACUGUAGCACCUCAGUGAGCAACAACACUAAACAAUGGACUAUACUUCCUCCGUGAGCUCACAGAGCUGAAACCUUACGACUCGGUCAGGAGCCCAGAGAGACGCCGGCCCACUGUCGACGUGCCCAGCAACACGACCUCUGCUGAGGAAGACGUGGGAUUGGAAACUACGGAAGCUGAAGUGGGCUUUGUGGGAGAAAAUAAACAGAAGAGGACCAUGAUACACUGUGGUCUCUGUGCCAAAGGAGCCAAACCUACAGCCAACAAGACCUGCAUGAGAGAGUUGUCUUAGGUGGUGUUUUUCAUCUCAUCUUAUUAGUGCUUGUUUUUUUGAUUUUAGAUUAUUUUACACAGUGCUUGUGCAGAAAGGGGUUUGCUCCAGAUGAGUCCGGCUGCCUCAGGAUGCCACCUAGUGACUUAAAUAUGAAUAACAAUGGGGAAUAGUUAUAUGGAAUUAAACCGAGAAUCCCUCCUUUGCACAUCCAUACAAAUGUCACUGUUGUUUUGGUGCCAAUCUUUUGUGUUAUUUGAGGGUUUGAGUAAUUAUGUACAGUGCCACAUCCAUCUCCUCUACACAGAGUUAUGAAAAGAAGAGGCUAAAAAAAGAUUUAAAAGAGCUAUUGUAUUCACUUUGUUUGAUGUUAAAUGUUCUAUGUUUCUUAUAUUGUCUUACUGUUUUUGAUUGAGAGCUAUCUGACAACAAAAAAAGGCACAUAAUAACACUGCUAACUUGAACCAGACCCUGGAUCUGUAAACUGAUUACAGAAGUUGUCUGUGACUGUAACUUGCCGUGAAGUGUCAGAUAUAAAA
Limanda limanda (common dab) is the source of this 2138-nucleotide messenger RNA. Its product is annotated as transcriptional enhancer factor TEF-3-like. The record is from RefSeq and is a predicted model, not a curated record. The transcript has 11 exons. Lineage: Eukaryota; Metazoa; Chordata; Actinopteri; Pleuronectiformes; Pleuronectidae. Gene Ontology annotation, cellular component: transcription regulator complex. Gene Ontology annotation, molecular function: RNA polymerase II cis-regulatory region sequence-specific DNA binding; DNA-binding transcription factor activity, RNA polymerase II-specific. The annotation marks the transcript as partial. Gene Ontology annotation, biological process: regulation of transcription by RNA polymerase II; hippo signaling; embryonic organ development.